Messenger RNA from Stegostoma tigrinum, 5766 nucleotides. RefSeq names its product peptidylprolyl isomerase G (cyclophilin G) (gene ppig). The transcript has 14 exons. The record is from RefSeq and is a predicted model, not a curated record. Gene Ontology annotation, molecular function: peptidyl-prolyl cis-trans isomerase activity. Gene Ontology annotation, biological process: protein folding; protein peptidyl-prolyl isomerization. Gene Ontology annotation, cellular component: nucleus. The coding region runs from base 638 to 3673 and encodes 1011 amino acids. NCBI's taxonomy places the organism in Eukaryota, Metazoa, Chordata, Chondrichthyes, Orectolobiformes, Stegostomatidae.
CAUGUUUGGUUGUCGCUGCUCGGAGCCUGCUGAAUGAGGCUUAACGUUGUUGGGCCUGGAGUGCGAUUGUGAUCGGGUUAAAAUCCCGGAAUCGGUACCCGGUACAACGGCCCACUGCGUCCUUCGGGAGCCUACUCCGGUUUAGGGAGCUGUGGGGUGGACGUUGUUGGGCGAAGAGAACCAUCACUUCGACUGGGACAACACCAAGAUCUUGGGACAAGCAAAGCAGGGACAGGCACGGGAAUUCCUAGAAACCUGGUCCUCCACAAAGAAAGCCAUCAACAAACACAUCAAACACAACCGCAUAUACACUCCACUAUGAAGGAAAACCAGAAGUGAGGUAAUCCAGCUCAAUUGACGCCAGAGUUUAAAAACCAGGCAGGAAAACACCAUGACGCUUCAUUGGAGGCUGCACUGAUGACGUUAUCCAGCAGGGUAAUGAAAUGUCUGUGGAACAACAAACCAGCUAAGUGAGCCAACCAACCACGAUACCCACAACCCGAGCUACAAAUCUACUCCGAAACCUGAGAAAUGAUGAUGCUCAUGUGCCUCUGCUGCCCAUGUCCUUCAAGGUCACAGGGUCAUGGGUUUCAAAGGUACUGUCCGAGGAGUCUUGUAACUACAGCUCGUGCAAAGCAUGGGGGUGAAAACACAGCGUCCUCGAUGUUUUUUUGACAUAACUGUCAAUAAUCUGCUUGUAGGGAGAGUUGUCUUUGAAUUGUUUUCAGAUGUGUGUCCAAAGACUUGCGAGAACUUUCGCUGCCUCUGUACAGGUGAAAAGGGCGUUGGAAAGAGUACUCAAAAACCUUUACAUUAUAAAGGUUGCCUAUUUCACAGAGUUGUAAAGGAUUUUAUGAUUCAAGGAGGUGACUUCAGUGAAGGAAAUGGCCGAGGAGGUGAAUCUAUCUAUGGAGGGUUUUUUGAAGAUGAAAGUUUUGCAGUCAAACACAACAAAGAGUUCCUGUUGUCUAUGGCUAACAGAGGAAAGGAUACUAAUGGUUCACAGUUCUUCAUAACUACUAAGCCUGCCCCUCAUUUAGAUAGUGUACAUGUGGUCUUUGGUCAAGUUAUUUCAGGACAGGAAUUAAUAAGGGAUGUGGAAAACCAGAAGACUGAUGCAAAUAGCAAACCAUAUGCAGAAGUACGCAUCCUAAACUGUGGAGAAUUAAUUCCAAAAUCCAAAGCAAAAAAAGAAGAGAAGAAAAGAAAGAAAUCUUCAUCCUCUUCGAGCGAAUCUGGGAGUUCUUCUGACUCAAGCUCUUCCUCGGAAUCAGAAAGUGAAACAGAUGAAGAUGCUAAGAAAAGGAAAAAGAAACAACGGAAGAAGGAGUCCAAAAAACGAAAGAAAGACAGGAAACGAAGAAAGAAAUCAGAAAAGAAAAGUUCAUCAGAUGAAAGUGCAGAAAGUAGUACACUCCAGACAGUUGCCACUGUUCGUGCUGAGGAAAUUCCCCCUGUGCCAGAGAACAGAUUCUUAAUGCGAAAGAGCCCUCACAAAGCAGAUGAAAAAGAAAAAGAGAAAGAGAAAAAGAAAGAGAGCAAUGUGUCAAAUUCCCAAAUUUCUACAUAUCAAAGAAGACUCCUAGUAACUAGGUCAGGCCGAAAAAUUAAAGGAAGAGGACCCCGGCGCUAUCGAACACCUUCAAGAUCAAGGUCUCGGUCAAGAGAUCGAUUUAGGCGUAGUGAAACUCCCCCACACUGGAGGCAGGAGAUGCAACGAGCACAAAGAAUGAGGGUUUCAAGUGGAGAACGAUGGAUCAAAGGAGACAAGGGUGAAGUGAAUGAAAAGAAAGAAAACCACAACAAUAGAAGCCCAGACAGAGGGAGAGAGCGAAUAUCUUCAGACUACAAACCAGACGUAUUGGAUAGUCCGAAAAGGAGCAGAGAAAGGGAUAAAAAAUCUGAACGAGAGACUGGGAGGAGUCAUCGAUCUAAAAGUAAAGAAAGGGAACAGAAGAAAAUGAAUAGAGAUGACAAAUCUGAAAAAAGCAAGCCUAAAAAGAGAAAUAAAUCAAGGAGUAAAGAAAGAAAUCAAAGCAGAAGCAAAGAUAAGGAAAAACAUGACAAAACCAGAAGCAGGGACAGAGAGCACAGAUCAAACAAAGAAAAGAGAGCAAAUUCAAGAAGCAAAGAUAGGGAGCAUGCAAAAGGCAAAGAGCGGGAUAAACCUGCUAAAUCAAAUAAAGAACAGGGAAAGCCAGAAAAAUCUCAAAGCAGAGAACAGAGUAGAAGUAAAGAGAGAGGAAAAUGUGCAAAGUCAAAAUCCAGAACUCAUGAUCGAGAAAAAAGUAGCAGUAAAGAGAGGAGGAAAUGGCCCAAGUCUGAAAGUAAGGAAGGAGAACAGAACAAUGGCAAAGAGUUGGAGAAACGAGCCAAGUCCAAAUCUAGAAGUAGGGACCGAGAACAGAAUAAUGGUAAAGUGUUAGAGAAACAAGACAAGUCAAAAUCCAGUAGUAAGGAACGGGAGCAAAAUAACGGAAAAGAUUGGGAGAAACAAGCCAAGUCAAAACUCAGCACACGUGAUCCAGGAGAGAGUAACAACAAAAUGUGGGAGAAACGAGCCAAGUCACAGUCCAGAAGUAGGGAUCGGGAGCAGAAUAACAGCAAGGGAAGGGGAGAAGAGACCAAAUCAAGGAGUAGAGAUCGAGAACAAAGUGACAGCAAAGGGAGGGGUAAAGAAGCCAAAUCGCGAAGCAGAGAUCGAGAACGGAGUAAAAAUAGAGAGAGGAGAAAACGAGCCAGAUCGAAAUCCAGAAGUAGAGAUCAUAAACAUAGUAAAAGCAGAGAGAGAGCAAAACGGGCCAAAUCAAAAUCUAAAAGUAUAGAAAGAAGUAAAAGCAGGGAGCGGGAUAAAAGGGCCAAAUCAAGAUCCAGAAGUCGAGAUAGAGAACAGAGUAAAGAUAAGUACAGAGGGAAAAGGGCCAAAUCUAGAAGCAAAGAUCGGCAUAAAAGUAAAAGUAAGGAAAGAGAACACAGAGACAAAUCAAGGAGUAAAGAUAGAAUAAAAGACAAAAGUAAAGAAACAGAAAAGCAUGCAAACUCAAGAAGCAGAGGCAGGGAACAAAAGCACAAGGAAAACUGGAUUAAAUCCAGCAGUAAUGAUGAGCAGGGCAAGAGUAAAGAUCAAGAAAAAAGAGCAAAAUCCAAAAGUAAGGAAAGGGAUAGAAGUCAGAGCAAAGAAGCAAACAAGAACAGAGAUAGAGAACAGAAAAAGAGGGGACAUUCAAACAGCAAAGACAGAAGAACCCCUGAAAAAGAUAGGUAUGAUAAUUCAAAGAAGGAACAAAAGACUAAAAUUUCAGGAGAUAAUCCAAACAAAGAGAGAGACUUAAAGACUUCUGAAAAUCAAAAUUCAAAUGGAAAAAUAAUACACAACAAGGAGGAUGAAAAACCAAAAAAUCAGGGAAGGGAUCAUAGCAGCAGCUCUGAGAGUUUGAAAGAGGAUGAGGAUAGGAAUAAAAAGGAAAAAAGUAGUAGUCCAAGUAUGAAGAGAAAAAGGGGGAGUAGUAAAAACAAGAUAUCUGAAGAAAGGUCUGCAUCUAGAAACAGAUUAUGUGAACAUGGUGACAAAAUUAAGAAGUCAAACAGCAGAACAAAAAAUCGGAACCACGAAAAAGAGCAGCACUCAAACUGUGAUUCAUCCCCUAGUUCAGAUGAAGAUAGAAGUGAAUAAAUGUGCUUUAUGGACAAGUGAUCGAUUGCCAAUAAAUGUUUCUGUGAUUUUUUUUUCAGAGGUAUGUUAGGGACAUGUCUUUUAAACCUGAAUUUCAGUUGGGUUUGGUUUUUUUUGACAAUCUGCAGCCUGGAUUAUUUGUACUACUGGACUUUUAAUAAAUUUGUAAAGUGUUGCAAAAGAUGAUUUCAUCUAAUGUUUUAAUUUUGGAGCAUUUUGGUUUUUAGCUUUAUUUUGUGAUGUUUCUGAAACAGACCAAUAAAUAACUUUUUAUUGGAGUUUGAUUUUAGUGUUUUCCGUAACAGCAUUUCCUGUUUGAAUGGGAGAAAUGUAUCUGAAUGGAUUGAAAGCUUUCUGGUAAUUGCCAUCCUGCUACUUUUUUCACAGCAGUGGGUAGCAGAGAUCUUGCGUGAGAUGAGUUUAAGCAGAUUCGACCUAGUUCUUUAUGUAGUAAAUUCACAGCAUAGCUUGGACACAGUGCAGCAUCGUGCUAAAAUGGGAUUGUUGCUCAGAGACACCAUUUGGGAUGAUCAUUAUUGGGAGGUGAGGAUAUAAUGUUGAGGCAUGUUGAAACUGAUAUUCUGGCAAUAUACCUACAGUGCACAUUACCGGAAAAUGUCAAAUGACACAGUAUAGAACUUUCCUCCCGUUGGUGAUUGUAAGAAUUCACUAAUGUUGUAUGUUUUUAUUUUCAGCAUGACUGUGUAUAGUACUUAGCAAUAUGGUAGCUUAGUGGUUAGCACUGCUACUUCACAGCACCUGGGUUCGAUUCCUGCUUCGGGUGAUUGUCUGUGUGGAAUGUGCACAUUCCCCUUGUAUCUGCAUGGGUUUCCUCUCAGUCCAAAGAGAUGCAAGUUAGAUGGAUUGGCCAUGCUAAAUUGCCCGUUGUACCCAGGGAUGUGCAGGCUAGGUGGAUCAGCCAUGGGAAGUACAGGGUUACAUGGAUAGGGUAGGGGCUGAGUCUGGGUCGGAUGCUCUUUGGAGAGUCAUUGUGAACUUGCUGGAUCAAAUGGCCUGCUUCCACACUGUAGGGAUUCCAUGAUUCUAUAAAUGUGAUUUUCAUUUUUCAGUACAGUGUAUUGCAGAAUCUUUUAAAUUUGCUUUUUUUUGUUUAGCUAUGAUAUUGCAAAUGUACACAAGACAGAAACGCUUUCAAUUUGGAAUUGAAAUACACUCUUUAAAAUUUUCACUUAAUGUAAUGUCUUAUUCAAAGGUUUGAUUUCAUGUUUUCUGUUCAAUUGCGUUUGCGUAAACUUGGACACUACAAAAUAUAUUAAAUCCUUUUUUAAAAAUUAUUUUGCUGGACUAAGAGCUACACAUGUUCAUGUGACAGUGCAGAAUAGCAAUGGGAUCUUGAUGUAUAAACAAAGGUAUCCCACCAAAAUACUGCAGCAUGUUCCAGAGUUUUCAUCUAGAAUUUCUAAUAACUCCUGUGGAAUUUGUUUCACGCUGUGAUUUGUUUAUAUACUCUGUACAUUGCAACCACAGUCCUAAACAAACAUGCUUCAUGAAGUAAAAUGCUAUGCUACGUGUCCUAUACUUGUACAUUUGGACAAACUCUCUUACCCUGAUAAUUUAGAGAAACAGAUGUUCCAGUGUCCUCAUCCCUUCUAAUCUUUUUGGCAAAAUGGAAUUUCUUAACAGAGCUUUAUUAAAUAUUUUGUCUAUGACUUAACAAAUGUUUCUAGUUGUAUGCACCAACUGUGCAACCAGUCUUUGAUUCCAUCAUUUUAUUUUAGGAGUCUUAGUGGUUUGGGGCAAGCAACAUCUAACAUUUUAUUUUAUUUUAUUUUCCUUGAAAUUGUUUGAAAAUUGUCUUUUCUCAGAUUCUGCCUUGAAGGAUUAUCUGAAUGUUUCUGAUUUAAAUUUAAUGGUAUGAAAGGAUAAAGAUCGAAAUCUUUUUCUGAACUUUUGAAGCAGGUUUGUUUCUCCACAAUUAAAUUCUGUAGUGACUUUAUGAAAGUUGUUCCUUCAACAGAUGUAUGGUUAUUAGUGUAUGGCCCUUGUGUUUCUUUUUUUACAAAGUUCUAUCAUGCAAUAAAAUCAUAUUGCACACAUUUUAUUUGUAAAGCAUAUAACAAAUUCUACCUUAC